Cladophialophora yegresii CBS 114405 is the source of this 1899-nucleotide messenger RNA. RefSeq lists its product as uncharacterized. NCBI's taxonomy places the organism in Eukaryota, Fungi, Ascomycota, Eurotiomycetes, Chaetothyriales, Herpotrichiellaceae. The coding region runs from base 1 to 1899 and encodes 632 amino acids. Gene Ontology annotation, cellular component: CCR4-NOT core complex; nucleus; P-body. Gene Ontology annotation, biological process: nuclear-transcribed mRNA poly(A) tail shortening; regulation of DNA-templated transcription. The transcript is spliced from 3 exons. The record is from RefSeq and is a predicted model, not a curated record.
AUGGCAUCGCGGAAGACGCAACAAGAAAUCGACAAGACCUUCAAGAAGGUCGACGAGGGCAUCCAGGCAUUCGAGGCCAUCUACGAGAAGAUCUACUCCUCCCAAAAUGCCGCCCAGAAGGACAAACUGGAAGACAACCUUAAGAAAGAGAUCAAGAAACUGCAGAGAUCGCGAGACCAGAUCAAGACGUGGGCGGCCGGCAAUGAGAUCAAGGACAAGUCUGCCCUGCUGGAACAGCGCAAGCGGAUAGAGAAAUGCAUGGAGAUAUUCAAAGCCGUCGAGAAGGAGAUGAAGACUAAAGCCUUCUCCAAGGAGGGGCUGUCGCAAAACGUCAAGCAAGACCCGAAGGAGAGGGAGCGGGAGGAGCUAUGCGACUUCCUAUCCGAUCAAUUGGACGAAAUCAACAGAAUCCUGACCGAGGAGUUGGAGCCUGAAGCUGGCAAUCUGCAAGCUGCUCUCAAGAAGAAACAGAAGGACAACUCCAAAGCCGAUCGACUGGCCGAAAUCGAAACCAUGACAGACACAUACAAGUGGCACGAAUCAAGGCUGCAACUGCUGCUACGGUCGCUACAGAAUGGCAACGUCGAAAACGAGUUGGUGGCAACCAUCAAAUCCGAUAUCGAAGAGGUGGUUAGGGAAGGCCGUGAGCCGGACUUCGAUCCCGAUGCCUACGAAGGAAUCUACGAUGAUUGCAAUCUCGACAGUGAGGAGGUCCAGUUUGGUCUCAACAACGAAGUUGACCGAAUAUCAUCUCAAGAUGCGCAGUCCAUCCAAGAAGAUGUCGAACCCGAGGCAAAUCCUCUCAAAAAGACAAAGUCCGAACCGCAUACCGCCGUCCGCCGGCCUUCUACUCAACUCAAGUCACCUCUGCCGGCACUGGCAACGCUGAACACUAUGCCACCGCCACCGUCAAUACCCAAAGACACGACAAUGAAGCCUGCACCGAUCCCCAACCGACCGCCCGGAGAGACGCUGAAGUACGCCUCAGCUGCGGCCGCAGCAGCAGCAAGCGACAAGAGUGGAGUAGGCAUCGCUCCCCUUCCUCCACCAGUCGCAGCAUAUUCCGCACCUCCAUCACAUCCGCUGCCUGCCCCUGUCAAGACAUCUGCAACCACUUCGCCAGCCUCGGUGCCAGCGCAACCGGUGGAGAAGACUGCCUCGCCAGCACCUGCCGCGGUGAGCAUGGAUGGUUCAGCAUCACAAGAGCAAUCCAAUCACUCCAAGUCUCCAACUUUAAGCUCCACCAGUGCUCCGGCACCAAGCGUCCCUAGCAGUAUUCCUCCCACACCAGCAAUGGAAAAUUCUGAGGCUGUCCAAGAACCUGUCAUUGCGGACGAGAUACCCACGACGAAUGGUGACGUCCAUGAAGACCCAUCAACCGUGGAAUCCAUCUACCAUCUUCCCCCCGGACUACAAGAUCUGCUGGACUCGUUCGAAACCACAAAGACUCGAGCUGCACAGCCCCCAUCACAGCUGGCCAGGCUACUACAAGCUUCUCAGGAGACUUGUCCGGAGCCUGCCGAUAGCGACAGACCUCAGUACUACCGCCCGACUUUCAAGUACAACACUCCGGCGCAUUAUCCUCAAGACCCGCUACCCAUUUUUGACGAUCCAGCCUUGUACGAGAAUCAACGGCUGGAAACCGACACACUGUUCUACAUAUUCUACUAUCGGCAGAAUACAUAUCAGCAGUGGCUGGCGGCGCGCGCCCUCAAGAAUCAAAGCUGGCGAUUCCACAAGCAGUACCAAACCUGGUUUCAACGGCACGAAGAACCCAAGCAGAUCACGGAAGAGUUCGAGCAAGGGACGUAUCGCUUCUUCGACUAUGAGAGCACGUGGAUGAAUCGACGGAAAGCCGACUUCAAGUUCGUGUACAAGUUUCUUGAAGAUGAUUUGUAG